Leptomonas pyrrhocoris is the source of this 583-nucleotide messenger RNA. RefSeq lists its product as hypothetical. The coding region runs from base 158 to 583 and encodes 141 amino acids. Lineage: Eukaryota; Euglenozoa; Kinetoplastea; Trypanosomatida; Trypanosomatidae. The transcript has a single exon. The record is from RefSeq and is a predicted model, not a curated record.
GGCUCAACAAGCUUAGUUUGAAGAGUACCUUGACACACCCUUUCCGAAACGCAACCCCAUUAAGGCGGAAACCUUUGCGGGGGCUUAGAAGUGCUGCCGAUCGCAUUCACUCUCUCCCCCUUACCUUUUUUUUCCCUUUUAGUUGCUGCAAGACUCAAUGAACGGCACAACAGAGGCGCAGUUUGACGCCGCGUGGGGUGAGGUGGAGCGGCAGCAAAAGGCGCAGAUAUCACAGAAAGCGCAGCUGUUGGAGCAAGACGUCGACAAGGAGCUCGCCCUCCUCCUUUCCGGGGUGCGGGAGUCGCUCACGGAGGAUCAGCGCGACAUCCAGGGGGAGUUCGACAAGCUCAUUCGCAUGGUCGAGCAGUUCCGCGAAGGCGUCGACUUGUGGCAGCUCAAGGCAAAGAGCUCCAUUAAGAUGAUCGAGGAGAAGCAGCGCAGCUUUGCGAUCCUGGUUGAAGAGACGUCCAUACGCGCUGCGGCGCUGCGGCGAGACGCGAUCGAUCGUCUCCAAAGACGCGCCGCGGAGACGGAGCAGAAGUGCCAUCUAAUCUUGUCCUCGGCUAGCCUGGGUAGCGCGUAA